Messenger RNA from Epinephelus lanceolatus (giant grouper), 1675 nucleotides. RefSeq names its product uridine phosphorylase 1-like. Gene Ontology annotation, molecular function: uridine phosphorylase activity. The record is from RefSeq and is a predicted model, not a curated record. Gene Ontology annotation, cellular component: cytosol; cytoplasm. Lineage: Eukaryota; Metazoa; Chordata; Actinopteri; Perciformes; Serranidae. Gene Ontology annotation, biological process: uridine catabolic process; nucleotide catabolic process.
GUCGACGUUACGUCACUGGGAGCAGGAGGCUCACUUUCUGGUGCCGACGUCAGAUGUGCAGAGAGCGGUUUUAAUAUAUCAGAAACACAGGAACCGGCUGUCGAGGAGCAACACACCAAAGGAAGAUGAAUCCAAAGGACGACAAGCGGGCGGCGUCAUGUAGCAGCACUGUUUUUGUGCACAACCCUUACCUGGAUGGACUGAAAGAUGACAUCCUCUACCACUUUGGUUUAGGAACUGGAACUCAUGACCUACCAGCGAUGUUUGGUGAUGUCAAAUUUGUGUGUGUCGGGGGCAGUCCUUGGAGAAUGAAAGCAUUCACUGAGUACAUUGCUGCUGAGCUCGGUAUGGAAGACCCGAAAUCAGAGUACCCAAACAUCUGUGCUGGAACAGACCGCUAUGCUAUGUACAAAGUCGGCCCUGUUCUGUCAGUCAGUCAUGGGAUGGGCAUACCAUCUAUUGCCAUAAUGUUGCAUGAGCUAAUAAAGCUCCUCCAUCACGCACAUUGCACAGAUGUUACAAUUGUACGCAUUGGAACAUCAGGUGGAAUAGGGCUUGAGCCUGGCACAGUUGUCGUCACCAAGCAGUCCAUGGAUGCCACCUUCCAGCCCAAGUUUGAGCAGGUGAUCCUGGGGAAAACGGUGGUGCGCAAUACUGAUCUGGACCAAAGCCUGGCUGAGGAGCUGCUGCAGUGCGGCAAGGAGCUGAACCAGUUUAAGACCGUGAUUGGCAACACCAUGUGUACACUGGAUUUCUAUGAAGGACAAGCUCGUUUGGAUGGAGCUUUCUGCUCCUACACUGAGGAGGACAAAAAGGACUACCUCAAAAAAGCUAGUGAAGCAGGAAUCUGCAAUAUUGAAAUGGAGUCAUCAGUUUUUGCUGCUAUGUGCAAGCUGAGCGGUCUACAAGCGGCUGUUGUUUGUGUGACAUUACUGGAUCGGCUGAAGGGGGAUCAGCUCAGCAGCUCUCAUGAAGUUCUUCACAGUUAUCAACAACGUCCUCAGAUUCUGGUCGGCUCCUACAUCAAGAAGCAGCUGAAGGGCAAAGCAGUACGUAGCUAGGUGCAGCAGUGGUUUGCAAGCACACAUGAAGUCCUGGGUAUCUUCUCUUGAAAACAUGGUGCUAUGCAAUAACUCAGCUUUAAACAUUUUUAUACGUUCUUUCCUGCUCACAAAUAGCCAUACCUUUAAAUAGGUUUAGAUUAAACUUUAAGAUUAUGCACUGAGUUUUAUUCAUUGACACUGUCCUCAUACACUGGCAUGCACUAUUUAACUGUUGUUUCAUCUUGUAUUUAUCUUAAAUACAAUUUAAAUGAGUCUUAAAUGUUAGGUAGAAGCCUAUGGCCAUAUUUUUUUAUUUAAGGCUGCCUCUGUUUUUAUAUGACGUAUGAUAUAAAGUUCCUUUGCCAUAAAACCUGAAUCACAACUUGACUUUUGGUAAGUCUGUGUGUACAACAGUGCUGUAACAAAAUCAGCUAGUUUAAAUGUUUCAUGAAAACCAAAAGAGAGGCACUAAUAUUGAUAAAUUUGUCUUUAUGUUAUAUAGGUUGUUGCCAAAUAUGUAUCAUCUGAGAUAUAUUUUAUGCUGAAUUUAUGUUGUUUUUCUUAGAUUAGGCUUCUGUAAUGUUCCAAUUAAUGUUUUAAAACUAAUAAAUCAUAGUGAGAUCAUGUUGGAA